Molecule: messenger RNA, 378 nt
Organism: Menidia menidia (Atlantic silverside)
Lineage: Eukaryota; Metazoa; Chordata; Actinopteri; Atheriniformes; Atherinopsidae
Source: the annotation of a GenBank genome assembly
GAAGAUUUCUACGACCCAGAGCGUGGUUCUGGAUACCUGGCAUGGCGGCUGAAGAGCAUUCACAGUAAAACUGCAGAGGAAAGAGGUGCCUCCGCUAGUAGACCUCCCAGAGGAAGUGGUGGACCAAGCCGUGGUCAGCCCAGACCCUUCACUGCUGACCAACUGUUAGCAGAUGAGGAAGAGGAGGCAGCUGUUGCUGUUCUGAGACCCUCUGCUGAUGAAGACUCUGAAGAUCUUCUGUCUCAGAAGAUGGAAGCUACCUUCAUUUACCCUCAUAUAAUGGUCAACCAUGAGAGCAGCAGAUGUCUUCUCAGUCCUCCCACGGUUUCUCCAUACACCAGGACUGGUAAGUCCACAUUCUACAUCUCAAUUAGCUGA